Molecule: messenger RNA, 451 nt
Organism: Drosophila subobscura
Lineage: Eukaryota; Metazoa; Arthropoda; Insecta; Diptera; Drosophilidae
Product: protein PET100 homolog, mitochondrial
Exons: 2
Coding region: 100-342 (80 amino acids)
Biological process (GO): mitochondrial respiratory chain complex IV assembly
Cellular component (GO): mitochondrial inner membrane; mitochondrion
Source: RefSeq, a predicted model, not a curated record
ACAGCUGACAUUUGUUGAUCAAAAACAAAAAUUUAUUUUGUUUGGAAAAUUAAGUUUUACUAGAGAUUAACUGCGUAAAUAGCGACUAGUAACUCCAAAAUGGGAACCUGGGUUCUGGAAGUCGCCAAGAUGGGGAUGUACAUGGCAUUCCCGGUGGCUCUGUUUCACAUCUUCAACCAGCCGGAAUAUUUCGAGGAGUGGGUGACCAAAAAGAAGCGCGAACUGUAUCCACCUGAGCACCUGAGCCAUCGCGACGAGCUGCAGCGUGCCAUAAGGGAGCAUCACGAAAAGCAUGAUGCCAAAAUGAUGCGCGCCAUGGAGGAGGCAGAGCGCAAGAACUAAAAACCCCUAUGCUAUGGCAUCUAAGUCCGGUUAAACUGAAACUGUAAACACUUUUGUAUUGCAUUUGUAAUGCGACGUAAUAAAGACUUGUAUGUACUCCCAAAACAAA